GGACAGGGCGGAAGCAGCGAGGCGGCCUUCGGUCCUCACCGCGGCGCGGGGCUCGUCGGGAGCAGUUCCGUUUCCGGCGGUGGGGUCCCGCGUGAGCGGCUUGGGCCGUCCCUGCGGCCGCGCGCGUCCCACCCAGACCCAGAGGCAGCGGCGGAGCGGCCCCGGGGCCUGCCAUGGCCCUCAUCUGCUCAAUUUCUAAUGAGGUGCCUGAGCACCCGUGUGUGUCACCAGUCUCCAACCAUGUCUACGAGCGCAGGCUGAUCGAGAAGUACAUUGCAGAGAAUGGGACCGACCCUGUAAACAACCAGCCUCUUUCAGAGGAGCAGCUCAUAGAUAUCAAAGUUGCUCACCCGAUCCGGCCCAAGCCUCCAUCUGCUACUAGCAUACCAGCCAUCCUGAAAGCCCUCCAAGAUGAGUGGGAUGCUGUCAUGCUGCAUAGCUUCACCCUCCGUCAGCAGCUGCAGACUACACGCCAGGAGCUGUCCCAUGCACUCUACCAGCACGACGCUGCCUGCCGUGUCAUUGCUCGGCUCACGAAGGAGGUCACCGCAGCCCGAGAAGCCUUGGCAACUCUGAAACCCCAGGCUGGCCUCAUCGUACCCCAGACGGUACCAUCCUCCCAGCCAAAUGUGGCGGGUGCUGGGGAAUCUAUGGAUCUGGGAGAGCUUGUGGGCAUGACCCCUGAGAUCAUUCAGAAGCUUCAAGACAAGGCUACGGUGCUGACCACAGAACGCAAGAAGAGAGGCAAGACAGUUCCAGAGGAGCUGGUGAAGCCAGAGGAGCUCAGCAAGUACCGGCAGGUGGCUUCGCAUGUGGGGCUGCACAGUGCCAGCAUCCCAGGGAUCCUUGCCCUGGACCUCUGUCCUUCGGAUACCAACAAGAUCCUCACUGGUGGGGCUGAUAAAAAUGUCAUUGUCUUUGACAAGACCUCUGAGCAGAUCCUGGCAACACUCAAGGGACACUCUAAGAAGGUUACCAGUGUUGUGUUCCACCCAUCUCAGGACUUGGUGUUCUCAGCUUCUCCUGAUGCAACCAUCCGGAUCUGGUCUGUGCCCAAUGCCUCGUGCGUGCAAGUUGUCCGUGCCCAUGAGGGCUCUGUGACAGGGCUGAGUCUCCAUGCAACAGGUGACUACCUCCUCAGCUCUUCUGAUGACCAGUACUGGGCUUUCUCAGAUAUCCAGACAGGCCGUGUCCUCACCAAGGUGACAGAUGAGAGCUCUGGCUGUGCUCUCACUUGUGCCCAGUUCCACCCAGAUGGGCUCAUUUUUGGAACAGGAACAAUGGACUCCCAGAUCAAGAUCUGGGAUCUGAAGGAACGUACGAAUGUGGCCAACUUCCCAGGGCACUCAGGCCCCAUCACUAGCAUCGCCUUCUCUGAGAACGGCUACUAUCUUGCCACAGCUGCGGAUGACUCCUCUGUCAAGCUCUGGGACUUGCGUAAGCUUAAGAACUUCAAGACAUUGCAGCUGGACAAUAACUUUGAGGUGAAGUCUCUUAUCUUUGACCAGAGUGGCACCUACCUGGCCCUGGGUGGGACGGAUGUUCAGAUAUACAUCUGCAAGCAGUGGACAGAAAUCCUCCACUUCACAGAGCACAGCGGCCUCACCACAGGAGUGGCUUUUGGCCACCAUGCCAAGUUCAUUGCCUCAACGGGCAUGGACCGGAGCCUGAAGUUCUACAGUCUGUAAUCCCAGACAUGGGGUUGAGGGGGUCUCGUGCUGCAGUGUUGGGGUUUGGGAGGGACAGAGGGAGUAGUGGAGUGGAGGGGCUAUGCGGGAGGGAAGGGAGGUAGGUGUGUUUCUUUGUUUCUCUGGGCUUCCCUGCUUUAGCUGUUGGCAGAAGGGAAGUUACCAAGAUGUCACCUUCCCUGUGCUUCAUGGAUUUGUUGUUUUAUUUUUCUCCUUUUCUGGUUUCAUGUUUGUCCUUCUGGCUUUAGAUUCUUUUCUGUGAUUGUAGUUGAGUCAACAAAAGGCUCCAACCCAUUUGCUGGUGGAUGUUUGUGAUUGAGAGACCAUAGUGGGGAUGCGUGUAAGAAGGGAGGGAAGGGGGAGAAAGUGCCGGUUUUGUAAGCAGCUAUCUAGUUUCAUUACGGAAAUAAAGAACUAUUCAGCUUA
Rhea pennata is the source of this 2114-nucleotide messenger RNA. It is a transcript of the gene PRPF19, whose product is annotated as pre-mRNA processing factor 19. NCBI's taxonomy places the organism in Eukaryota, Metazoa, Chordata, Aves, Rheiformes, Rheidae. Gene Ontology annotation, cellular component: Prp19 complex; cytoplasm; U2-type catalytic step 1 spliceosome. The record is from RefSeq and is a predicted model, not a curated record. Gene Ontology annotation, molecular function: protein binding; ubiquitin protein ligase activity. Gene Ontology annotation, biological process: mRNA splicing, via spliceosome; protein ubiquitination; DNA repair. The transcript is spliced from 16 exons. Bases 174 to 1688 code for a protein of 504 amino acids.